This is a messenger RNA of Hippopotamus amphibius kiboko, 971 nucleotides long. Its product is annotated as olfactory receptor 6Y1. Gene Ontology annotation, biological process: G protein-coupled receptor signaling pathway. The transcript has a single exon. Gene Ontology annotation, molecular function: olfactory receptor activity; G protein-coupled receptor activity. Lineage: Eukaryota; Metazoa; Chordata; Mammalia; Artiodactyla; Hippopotamidae. The record is from RefSeq and is a predicted model, not a curated record. Bases 1 to 969 code for a protein of 322 amino acids. Gene Ontology annotation, cellular component: membrane.
AUGAUCACCAAGGUUCUGGAAGUACAUAAUCACACAGUGACAACACAUUUCAUUCUUCUGGGAUUUCCAACAUGGCCAGGCUUCCAGCUGCUCCUCUUCUUUGUUUUCCUGGCAACUUACCUGCUGACACUUCUAGAGAACUUUCUAAUCAUCCUCGCCACUCACAGUGAUAGACAGUUGCACAAGCCCAUGUAUUUCUUUCUGAGUGACCUCUCUUUCCUGGAGAUGUGGUAUGUCACAGUCAUCAGCCCCAAGAUGCUGGUAGACCUCCUCAGCCAUGAAAAGACCAUUUCCUUCAAAGGCUGCAUGACUCAACUUUACUUCUUUGUGACCUUUGUCUGCACUGAGUACAUCCUCCUUGCUGUUAUGGCCUUUGACCGCUAUGUAGCCAUUUGUAAUCCACUACGGUAUCCAGUUAUCAUGACCAACCAGCUUUGUGGUGCCCUGGCUGCAGGAUGCUGGUGCUGUGGACUCAUAACUGCAGCAAUUAAGAUAGUUUUCAUAGCCCGACUCCGCUACUGUGACACGCCUCUUAUCAAUCACUACUUUUGUGAUAUCUCCCCACUCCUCAAUGUCUCCUGUGAGGACUCCUCACAGGCUGAGCUAGUGGACUUCUUCUUGGCCCUCAUGGUCAUCGCGGUUCCCCUUUGUGUAGUGGUGGCAUCUUACACCACCAUUCUCACCACCAUCCUCAGGAUCCCUUCUGCUCAGGGAUGCCAAAAGGUGUUUUCUACAUGUGCCUCUCACCUGACAGUUGUCAUUCUCUUCUAUUCCACGACCCUUUUCACUUAUGCCCGCCCUAAGCUUAUGUACACCUACAAUUCCAACAAAGUGGUGUCUGUGCUUUACACCAUCAUUGUCCCACUCCUCAACCCUAUCAUUUACUGUCUGAGAAACCGUGAAAUAAAGGCAGCCCUCAAGAAGACCAUAUUUGCAGAGGCAGUGGCCCCAGGGAAGAUGGGUCUGUGAUU